Messenger RNA from Malaclemys terrapin pileata, 3984 nucleotides. Its product is annotated as calpain-14-like. The transcript has 20 exons. Lineage: Eukaryota; Metazoa; Chordata; Testudines; Emydidae. Gene Ontology annotation, cellular component: cytoplasm. The record is from RefSeq and is a predicted model, not a curated record. Gene Ontology annotation, molecular function: calcium-dependent cysteine-type endopeptidase activity; calcium ion binding. Gene Ontology annotation, biological process: proteolysis. Bases 1 to 2082 code for a protein of 693 amino acids.
AUGGCCUUGCUCUCGUUCCUGAGACGAGGGAAAUCAAAGCCACGGGUGCCUUCAUGCAGGGGAGCCUUUCAAAAACCCAACAAACUUCUUCAUCAGAACUACGAGACCUUGCUGGAGACAUGCUUGAAGAAUAAAUGCCUGUUCAAGGAUGAGAACUUCCCAGCUGACCUUCGUUCCAUUGGAAUGGGAUCAUUGCUGCAGAAACUGCCACCAAACCUACAGUGGAAGAGGCCACAUGAACUUCAUAAAACUCCAAUAUUUUAUACUGCAAACACAAGAAGGCUUGAUCUCUGCCAAGGAUUGGUUGAAAACUGCUGGUUCCUGGCCGCGUUGGAAGCGCUGACGUUCCACCAAGACAUCUUGGCCGUGGUCAUGCCGCAAAACCAAAGCUUUGAUAGGAAGUACGCUGGCAUUUUCCAUUUCCGGUUUUGGCACUUUGGUGAAUGGGUUGAUGUGGUGGUCGAUGACCGACUGCCAGUCAAUGAGGCUGGUCAGCUGGUUUUUCUCUCCUCCGUUUGUAAGAAUCUCUUCUGGGGAGCCCUUUUGGAGAAGGCGUAUGCCAAGCUCUAUGGCUCCUAUGAAGAUCUGCAGAUCGGACAAGUGUCGGAAGCGCUGGUGGAUUUUACAGGCGGAGUUAAUAUGACAGUAAAACUGGCAGAGGCUCCUCCUGAUCUAUGGGAUAUACUGACAAGAGCAACCUACAGCAGAUCUCUUAUGGGUUGCCAGACGCAUUUAGGGACAGCAAGGGUCCUAGAGAAUGGGCUGGUGGCUGGCCAUGCCUACACAGUCACUGGUAUUAGAAAGGUGACUUGCAAAUAUGGACCGGAAAAUUUAGUGAGACUGAGAAAUCCAUGGGGGAAAACUGAAUGGAAAGGAGAGUGGAGCGAUAGUUCUGGGAACUGGGAGCUGCUCAGCCCGAAGGAGAAGAUUUUGCUGCGGAGAAACCAAGAUGAUGGAGAAUUCUGGAUGUCUCUGCAAGAUUUUAAGACCCACUUUGUAGAUCUGAUGAUCUGUAAAUUGACUCCUGACCUGAUGAGCCAGGAAGAUGGGAAGAAGUGGAUGUAUUCUCUGCAGAUUGGGAGAUGGGUCAAAGGAAGCACGGCGGGUGGCAGGCUGAGGCCCUACAAAGACACUUUUUGGAUGAAUCCCCAGUACUGGCUGGAAGUUUUGCAGGGUGACGGCAGCAAAAGGUCCCUGCAUUCCUGCAGCGUGCUGGUGUCCCUGAUCCAGAAACCCAGCAGCAAACACCGAAACCGGGCACCUCACCUCUCCAUAGGGUUUUCCAUCUUCAAGGUGGGUAGAAAGUACCACAAAAGCAACAAAAGGCUGGCACCAGCUUUCUUUGCCAGGAACCCCUCCGUCAACCAAAGGCAUCUCUUCCUGAAUGAGCGGGAAGUGACUCAGGAUUUCCGGCUGCAGCCUGGGGUCUAUGUCAUCGUCCCCUCCACCGCGGAACCCCAGCAGGAGUCCGAGUUCAUCCUUCGGGUCUUCUCCAGGAAACACAUCCUUCGCGAAAUGGGCGGAAAUUCAAGUUUCAUCCUUUCCAAGGAAAUAAUUGAUAAACACGAAGGCAAGAUUUGGGAGGAUUUCUUCAAUAAGCAUUUUGAACAACAUCCGGAAAUAAACGCUGUCCAACUCCAGAGGAUCCUGAAUAAUGUCAUCUGGACACAUCUCCAGAGCUUUCGGCUGAGAUUUAGUCUGGAUGCCUGCCAAGGUAUCCUGGCACUGCUGGACCUUAAUGCCACUGGCACACUGAGUAUUCAGGAAUUCAGGGUCCUGUGGAAGAGGCUGCUUUUCUAUCUGGAAGUUUUCCAGAAGAAAGAUGUUGAUCGAUCAGGAAAUCUGGACUUAGUGGAAUUGCAUGCAGCUGUGCAGGAGACAGGUAUUUCGCUCAGCAAUGAAGUCUGUAACCUAAUGGCGAUCAGAUACGGCAACCCUGACCUGAAAAUCAGCUUUGAGAGCUUCGUCUGCUUCAUGCUGCGAGUGGAGAUCAUGGGGGAGGCCUUUCAGAACUUAACUAAAGAUGGCAAAGGGAUAUAUCUCCAGGAAUCUGAGUGGAUGAUGAUGACUCUCUAUUCCUAAAGCAAAGCAGCGGAGGAGGAAUGAGUUGGACUUAGACACACUGGCCCCUCCCAGGACAUGGAGGGCUGUUCCUUAUCAACUUGUUAUACAUGCUGGAUACUUUGGGCCAAUCCUGCAAUCCCUACUCAUGCGAGCAGUCCCAGGUCAGCCAAUGGGGUGGCUUAAGUGCAUUAGGGGAACUGAAGUGAAUAGGGGUUGCUGGAUCAGGCUCUUUCCAUAUGGAUAGAUUUUAUCCCAUGAGGAUCUACUUUUAUGAACAGAUUGGAUCUAAAGACCCGAGAUGCAGUGAAAUGAAGAUCAGCUUUUAUUUUUAAUACAUCAUUUCAGACACCUCUGAGAAUCAGCUGUUAGCAUGGGGCUGCAGAGUUGUAGAUUCACUGAGAGACCAGGGUGACAUGUAGUUCUUAUAACGAGCAAAGCUACCAGGAUGAAAAGUCCCUUAUUGGAUGCCCUGAAUCUGUAAGGCUCCCCAUAGUUUUCAGGUUGAUUGUAGUUGGACACUGUUACAAUUAGUAAUAGAUAUGUAUAUUAUGGUAAUGCCCAAAGGCUCCAGUUAGGAUUGGGCCCACACUAUGCUGGGCGAUGGACAAACCUAGAAAAGAGACGAUCCCUGCCCCAAAUGGCUUAUGCGCUAAAGACGCAAACACAUUCAAAUUCCACAACCCCUUCAGGCAAAUGUAAUUCAGGUCCAUCCCUCCCGCCAAGUGUAAAAAGAAUCACUGAAAACUACCAAUGAAUUUGGAAGCUGAAGUCUAAGCUUUAGGGCCAGAUCCUCAGGUGGAAAUUGAAGUCAAUGGACCUAUGCUGAUUAUGCCAGUUGAUGAACAAGGAAGAGGGAACUGGUAUGCUCUGGGCAAGGGGAUGGGGACUGGAAGAGGAGGAGAGACUAAGAUUGUCUGUGCAAGGAGACUUGGGAGGUGGAUGAGAAGCCUGAGGAGUACAGACUGGGCCUGGGUAAGAGAGAAGAAUGGGAUUGGGACAAGGAACCAGGGUAGGAGACGACACAGGACUGGGAUGGGAGCUGGUUGGAAGAUAUGGGUAAAAGGGGUCACGGGGGGAAUGAACAGAAGAGUUUGUGCCUACUAAAGCACACUCCCCUCCGGAACCGGGAAUGGAACCAGAGAUUCCUGAGUCUUACAUUCCUCUGCUGUCAGCAAACAGCUGUGAUACCCACUGGCAGAAUGUCCCAUCCCCCUCUAGAGCUGGUCCACAAUGAGAGUUGGAACAUAUUCCUGCUCUCAGAUACUCUGCUAGCUGAAGUGGCCCAGGGCUGUGCAAUGCAUCUAAAGGUCCCCACCCUGCUGAUUGACCCAUGUGGGCAUCAAGAUGAUGCUACAGAAUGGAAAUGCUGGUUUUUGCAGUGUUCUGUUUUCAAAUCUAGGAAGUCACUAACUACAUUCAAAGAAGAUUAUUGAGGUUGCAAAGUCAAGCACUCAAAAGUUAAGAAAUUCCAGAAUUAAGAUUGCUUGUACAGCCUUUAUUCAGCCCCCUUGUGUGUAUGUCUUAUGAGAUAGUCUUUCAGUCACACAAUCACGGAGUAAGUUUGGUUGAAAUGACUUGCUCAGCAUCACACAGGGACUGUGUGGCAUAGACAGGGACAAAAUCCAGUUCCCCAGGGUGGCAUUCAGCUGCCUUAAUCUUGCUCUGCCUGCAGUUCCCUGCCUCUUUGAUUACACACCUUCCAGCUCGGCAACAAAUGAAGCAGGGGUCCUACUGACAACACCUCCUGCAUUGUACCACCCUGACUCAUCCCCAGAGCAAGUCCAGCCUGUGCACUGAAUGAGCCAGGGGUUGCGUCUGUGUGGUGCGGAGCAUGUGAUCAUGUAAUUAAAGACUGUAUCAUAAUGCAUACGCACAAGGGGGGCAAAUGAAGUUUACCCAGGCAGCCUCAUUAAUGGUGUG